Messenger RNA from Spodoptera littoralis (African cotton leafworm), 243 nucleotides. The record is from the annotation of a GenBank genome assembly. NCBI's taxonomy places the organism in Eukaryota, Metazoa, Arthropoda, Insecta, Lepidoptera, Noctuidae.
AUGAAAUCUUUUAAAGAAAUAGCAAGUUUCCAUAUUAGCUGUUGUUUGGUGAUGAUCAUUAGCUGCCUACAUUGUGAAGAUGCCGCUAACUUUCCAAGUUUCUAUUCAGAUUCACAGCUCUUUGAUGUCACUGUAGACCCAUUUCACCUUUUGAACUCAUUGUUGCAUGCUUUAAAUUGUCUUUUUAAGCAUUUGUGCCUUUCAUUUACCAUAAAAGUAAAAGCUAGACUUCUAUUGUGUUAA